Messenger RNA from Rotaria sp. Silwood2, 1444 nucleotides. NCBI's taxonomy places the organism in Eukaryota, Metazoa, Rotifera, Eurotatoria, Philodinida, Philodinidae. The record is from the annotation of a GenBank genome assembly.
AUGAGUCUUCUCCAUUAUAAUCGAUGCAAAUACUUCAAGCGUUUACUAACUUUUUAUACAAACAAAAUUCGUUUUCUGUAUAAUCGCUCUACACCCAUCGUUUUGGUGACUUUUAGUAUUUAUAUAGCAUUUGCUACUGUUGCUUACUAUUUACUUUUGAAACCAUUCAUUAAUACCUUACUGAUACCUGGUAAACGUCCACACGAUAGAAAUUUUGUCUCUAAACUCAAUAAUCGUCUUCCCAUCUUUUCAAAUGCAACGAAUCGUCGUGAUUUCAUACUAGUAACAGCAUCUUCAGCUGAGUUUGUCGAUAGAUUGGAAAAUCUUAUUGGAUCGAUACAUUUUCAUGAACCACAUACAACGAUUCUUGUCUUCGAUCUUGGUAUGACUGAUUCACAACUCUCUCGGUUAUCAUGCAUGAUCAAUAUUAAAAUAGAACUAUUCCCGUUCGAGAUUCAUCCAUCCCAUGUGGCAAAUCUAGAAUCAUUUGCUUAUAAAGCACUUCUAUUGAAAGAACUAUUUGAGAAAUAUAGAUUCACGACAAAAGUUAUUGUCUACCUCGAUGCCGGCACAGAAUUACGCUCAUCACUUGAUCCAAUUAUAGAAUUAAUCCAAACACAUGGCUAUUUUUUCACACGACAAAAAACAUUGAUUAUUGAUCAUACUGAUGAGCAAACAUUUUCAGCAUUGAAUACGAGCAAAAAUGAUUUCAGCUAUAGUCACUAUCAAACAGCAGGAGGCAUUUUAGGUUUCGCAACAAAUCACUCCGGUUUUUACAAAGAUAUUUUGAGGCCAUUCGUAGCAUGUUCCUUGAAUGUUGAUUGCAUUGCUCCGAUUACGUCACGUUCAUCAAUGAAACAUCGUUUUGAUCAAUCUGUUCUAUCAAUUCUUGUACAUAAAGCUGGCUAUAAAGUAGAAAGUGAAGAACGAUUCCAUGGUGAUUUUGGAUCUGAACCCGAGCUCGAUGCAAGUAUGGUAAUAUUUUCCCGUCGUUGGCAUUGUCCCAAGAUAUAUGCAUCGGAAGUUGUAUUCCGACGUGCAUGUACCUAUUCACCAGUAUUUCGCUCACGUCAUCGUCUUAGAAAUAUUCAUGAACAUUCAAGUGUGUAUGGCUGUGGAACAUUGACAGUUGUCCAGCUUCGCUCAUUUCAGAUAGAGCUACCUUUCUAUCAAGUGUAUAUGAUUAUCUAUAUUAUUUAUAUAUUUAUCAUGAGUUUUUUUUAUUGUUGGGCUCUUCAUGUAUUACGUUUGUUGUUAUCAAUUAUAAGAAUAAAACAAAGAAGAGCGUAGACCUCUAUGUCAAAGAAAUUCCAGUUCUUUAUUUUACUUAGGGCAUACCAAAAGUUCGUAGAGUGAUACCUUAAUACCUUAUGAUAAGCUUUAAGUAACUUUCUUUCUAUAUAGUCUGAUAAAGAAAAAAAUGCUUUAUUUUUCUAUGCUAUUU